GUGACGAAGACUGGGAUUUGUAAGGGGUGAAGGCGUCGAAAUAAACGCGUUAGUUAAGUAUUUUUACGGAACGAUCUCCGAAUACUUUCCUCCCCGUCCGGAGUGACCGGGUAAGUGGCGUAAAUCGAGUCUAGAUUAUUUCCGAGGCGCUUUCCGGCCUCUCCCUCCCAUCGACCGUCAUUUAUUUCUUACCUUCCCCAUUUAAAAAAUUUCAAACUUCACGUAUAAACCGAGUGGGUCCGGGCGCGCAGGUAAGUGGCGUUCUAAUAUUGUUUACGGAAAUUACGGAGAAAGCGGGAUGUAAAAUAAAUAUUUUGCCUGGUGACGGCAAAAUAUUUUCCAGACGUCAGAAACGUAAACACGAUCGGUAACCGCAGCAAAACGGAAGGUGGAUGUCGAAAGGGCGACACAACGGAAAGAACUAAUCCGGACGGACGAAAGCCACUUAACGCAGUCAAGGUCUCUCCGUCCCCAUCCGACGCGUCGGCCACGUCACCGGCCGCAGCCAAUGGGAAGAGCGGCCGAAAUGUUUUUUCGGGUUCGGUCGGUGCGCCGAUGGAGAGGAGAUUCGAGCGGUAAACAUGGACGGGUGUUCGGACGACGGAGAGGGAGCCGAGGAGAAAAGAGCGUGUUGCCGCCCUUCCAAUUUCGCCAGGAGGCACUGGGUGACCCUUCUGGUCGUUUCUCUGCUGGCUCUGGUGGCGCUGGUGGCCGCCGCGGUUUUCGGUUUCGUGGUCUUCCCCUUUUUGUCGGCCAAAGCGCCCAGAGGUUUCCGUUUGCCCCCCACUCUGGUGCCCGAAAACUACGUGCUGGAAAUACGUCCGUACUUGGCUCCGCACAAUUUGACUUUCCGGGGCAGCGCGCUGGUCACCGUAACCUGCGCGCUUCCCACUAAAAACGUAACCGUCCAUUCUAACAACUUGACCGUUGACGAAACUCGAGUGACGGACUCGAACGAUAAUUCCACGCUGACGGUGGAAUGGAUGGAGGAAGACGAGGAAAAUCAGUUCCUGAUUCUUCACCUGGAUCGAAGUCUUCGAGUGGGUAACGUCUACAGAAUUUUCUUUCGUUUCUCGGGUGUCCUCAACGAUUCCAAAGUCGGAUUCUACUGGUCGUCUUACCAGGAAGACGGUGCCACCGAGUAUUUAGCGGUUACUCAUUUCGAACCCGUAGACGCGCGAAGAUGUUUUCCUUGUUUCGACGAACCUGCCCUGAAAGCUACUUUCGACGUAACCAUCGUCAGGUGGAGAAACAUGACGUCGCUGUCCAACAUGCCGAAACUUAAAUCGGAAGACAGAGACGAAGAUUGGGUGGCCGACGUUUAUCAAACGUCGGUAAAAAUGUCGACUUAUUUGGUGGCCAUAUUCGUGGGAAAUUUUUACAGAAACGGGGACGAUAAAUUUGCCAUCUGGACCACCAGAAACAAUCUAAAUAGGACGCAGUUUGCUUUCGAGUUGACGCCGAAAUUUAUUAAAUUCUUCGAAAAUAUUCUGCAAGUGCCUUACUCUCUUCCUAAAUUAGAUAUGAUUUCCGUGCCGGAACACAAAAGCAGCGCCAUGGAGAAUUGGGGCCUGAUCGUUUAUCACGACGCCAAUCUUCUUUACGAUCCCGAGAUUAACACCGAUUCCGAAAAGCAGUUUACUUCUCGGAUUAUCGCUCACGAAAUUAGUCACCAAUGGUUCGGAAAUCUAGUGACACCCAAAUGGUGGCAAGACAUUUGGUUAAGCGAAGGUCUGGCCACCUACUUGGAGAGUAUCGCCGUCGACGCCGUUCUACCCGGGUGGAAUAUGGUGGACGGAUUGGUUCGAAGCGUGGAAAACAUCGUGGCUUACGAUUGCUCCGAUCAUUCCAUCGCGGUUUCUCAAAAGGUCGAUCGGACGCCGAAACUCUUUCGACUCUUUAACUCUUUCACUUACAAAAAGGGUGGCAUGAUCGCCAGAAUGGUCCAUCACGUCCUGGGAAACGAAACCUUUUGGAGAGGUUUGUCGAGUUAUUUGAAGGAGAAGUCUUUCGACAGCGUGGAAGAAAACGAUCUCUGGAGACACUUUACUCAAGCUCAACCGAAAGAGAGAGCCAUCCACAUUGGGCGCAUUAUGGAAUCUUGGACUCACAAUCGCGGAUAUCCGGUGGUGACCGCGGUCAGGGACUACGACAACGGAAGGGCACUCCUCACUCAAACCUCUUGUUUGACCAAACACGUCAAGGAUAAGAACUUCCUCAGCGUGUGGAAGAUUCCCCUGACCUACACGGACGGAAGAAAUCCGGAUUGGACUCCUAAAGUUAGGAAAUGGUUGGGCACCAUCAAAGGAACGUUAUUUAAUCUGCCCGGGAGCGAACAUUGGAUUUUAAUCAAUAUUCGACAAGUGGGUUAUUAUCACGUAAAUUACGACCUGCAAAACUGGAAACUGUUGAGUGCGCAACUUCAGAAGGAUCAUCGGGUUAUUCCCGUCGUCAAUCGCAGGCAACUACUAAGGGACGUAAGCUAUUUCGUGCGCGACAAGCUGUUAAAUUACGACACGCUUUUGGAAAUGUCCCUUUUCCUAAGGAAAGAAGAAGAUCACAAAGUGCUGGAAGCUCUUUUCUACUUACCUCUGUCCGACGUGCACGAGAUGGUGCGACAUAACAAAUUGUUUAACGCCUGGAAGAAUUACGUGCAUUUCAUCUUGGGUUCCGUUUACGAGUAUUUGGGUUGGGAAGAAAGAAAGGACGACAGUUACGAAAUUAAAUUCUUGAGGAGAAAACUGAUUUAUAGAACUUGCAGUUACGAGUAUCUUCCCUGUUUGGAAAGGGCGGCCGAGAAGUACAGAUCUUGGAUGGCGAAAGAAGAGCACUUUAAUAAAUCGUCUUCGCUGGUGGUUCGGACCGUGUUUUGCACCGCCGUUCGUCGCGGAGACUCGUCCGAUUGGAACAACGUGGUGCAACUUCUGUCGGAAUACGAGAAGAACAACGAGCUGACCUACGCUCUGGGGUGCUCCACCAACGUCUCGCAAAUUAACAGAUACUUAGAAUCGCUCUUGAAAUCCGGGUUCGAUUCCGAAGACGUACUGGGGUUGUUCAGAAGUAUUUUGGAGAACGAAAUAGCCUGGACUUGUUUGUUCGAUUUCGUCGACAAUAACUGGGAGACGAUCGUAAAUAAAUAUUAUAAUUCCACGGUUACGACCAUAUUUAAUUCCAUGCAAAACAUCAAAGAAUUGCAAGAGCUGGAGAACGUCUUCGACAAUCGCAACCAAUCGCUGAGGGAGAGAGAACCCGUUCUGUACGCGAAUUUGGAGAAAGUGUUGAAGUCCAGACAGAACAACUUCCAACCGGUUCAGGACUGGCUGCAGCAUCAAUCCUGGAAAAUCCGUCUCUACUCCGAUCUUUAAUUCGCUCCUCUUGGUCUUCUAAUGUACUGUACGGCGCCUCUCCUUAGAAUUUAAUAAAUUUUUAUAUGGGAAAGAAACUUUAAGCGAAAUGUUCUGUUUCUGCUUCGCCACGUUUUAAGGGCCGGAAAAAGUGUCGGCCCCGAUAACGGAUCCCGGUAAUAUUUUUUAAAGUAGCGGCGGGGGCGGAGAGGGGAAGAAAUCUCCGAGAUGUAAAUUUUCGCUCCGCUCGGCGGCUCGUCGUUUCGUUAAUUCGGAAGUUUCCGUCGACGGAAUCUUACUUUCGGAAGGUAUUUUCCAAAAACAUGUAACGUUUGCAGGCGGAUUAAUCGACGACCGUUCUGGGUGGAGAGUAAAUACCGCCGGUAACGCGGAAUGAAUCCUAUCCUAUAAAUUAUCGUUUUUGCUUUUCUUCUAAAUCACCGAUAUAAGAAUAAUGCGCUUUCGCAAGUGCAAUUUAAACUCGUUAAAAUCGAUAAUUUUGUCCGGCAGUCGUCCGACCGUCACGCUCUACUUGGGGCGCUAAUAUUUCCAGCGGAUUAAAGGCAGAAGCGUAUUUUUGAAUUCGGUAGGCGUCGGAUUAUAAAAGUCCUCCUUUUCGCCUAAUUUUACAAUUCGAUUAUUUACGACAAAAAGUCGAUACGCGUAACAUUUCCGCAACGAGUGGCGGGUGAAAAAGGGAGGAAAACGAAAUAGAAAUGGGAAAAAUUCAUUACCGACGAUUAAUAAUUCAGUAUUUGUAUAAUUCCGGGAUCGAUGUUUAUAAA
Molecule: messenger RNA, 4129 nt
Organism: Centruroides sculpturatus (bark scorpion)
Lineage: Eukaryota; Metazoa; Arthropoda; Arachnida; Scorpiones; Buthidae
Product: aminopeptidase N-like
Exons: 20
Coding region: 582-3365 (927 amino acids)
Biological process (GO): proteolysis; peptide catabolic process
Cellular component (GO): cytoplasm
Molecular function (GO): metalloaminopeptidase activity; zinc ion binding; peptide binding
Source: RefSeq, a predicted model, not a curated record